CCUUUCUGUAUGCCAUCUCGUGUGUUUGCUUGCUCGUGCAUUGAGGGGACCCGAGUCCCGAUGUGCGUUUGAUAAAUAUAAUGCGGUGAAGUGAAACGUGUCCUGGGCGCGGCGAUUCCGGCAGAAGGAAAGAAGAGAAGCCUAGUAAGCUGGCCGGCAUGUGCACGCAGUCCUGUCGCGGCACUACUGCUGCUGUCAUUUUGGCAAUGUUCCUCUGCCGGAUUUGCUCCGCCGAGGAGCAGCCGGGUUCCUCUAGUGGACCCGGUCUCCUGGAAUCUUGCAACGUCACUGCCGACGGACGGGAGUUUUCCUGUCGUGGGGCUGGCUUCUUGUCCAUCCUGGAGCCUCUUGAUGUCAUUGUACUUCCACCCACUGUUAAUCUUACAAAACUAGACCUAACAAGCAACAACAUAACAAACAUUCCAGCCCGUGCCUUUCAUCGAAUUAUCAAUCUUGAAGUGUUAUUACUUCGACGAAAUCGUUUACACACGAUCGCCGACGAUGCAUUUACGAACUUAACGAGCCUUCGAGUAUUGGAGCUCGAUGACAAUUAUUUAACAAAAAUUCCAACCGCGAUCGUAAAGCUCUCUGGCCUUGAAGACCUGUCCCUGUCGAACAACCGGAUCGAAACACUGGAGGAGCACGUUUUCCAACGUAUCUCUAAUCUACUCUCCCUCGAUCUACGGGGAAAUCCUAUCAAGGAAAUACACCAGAACACUUUCCAAAAUCUACAGAAACUUCGUAAACUGAUCCUUUCGAAUUUGAAAGAAUUACGGAUAUUCCCGAAUCUAAACGGAACAAAAUCUUUGGAAGUAUUAAGAUUAGAUCGUGCACAAGUGACAAAUGUUCCAACAAAUUUAUGCGAACAAUGUCCAAAAUUGAAAAGUCUUGAUAUGAAAUCGAAUUUUUUAACAAAAGUGCCAAAACUACGAAAUUGCAGCGGCCUACGAGUUUUGGAUCUAACCAGUAACAUGAUUCCGUCGUUGCCAGAUGAGCCAUUCAAAGGUCUGAAUAUGUUGCACGACCUGCUUCUAUCAAACAACAAGUUGCAAGUGAUCCCUAGUGACGCGUUCACCGGUUUGUCGAGGCUGCAAGUGUUGGAUCUAGAGAGCAAUUACAUCGAGUACAUACACCCUGACGCGUUUAAAGAGACGAAACAUUUAGAGGAUUUAAAUCUCGGGAAUAACGUGUUUCCGGCACUGCCAACGCUAGGACUAUCCGGCCUAUUGCACCUUAAGACGUUCAACAACCCAGCACUAAGGGAAUUCCCAGCACCUGAAAGAUUUCCACGUGUGCAAACGAUGGUACUGUCGUAUGCUUAUCACUGUUGCUCGUUUCUGUCAAUCGAGGUGGAGGAUCCGGUAACGAAAUCCUCCGUUCAAGAGUCUAUCCUGUUCCCCACUGACAAUGACUUCGAUAUGAGCCUGUGGAACUCGAGCUUCACCGAUAUCUGGCCACAGCUCAAUAACAUGACCGACAAAUUUGGCUCGCAAAUAAAUGAACUUUGGGCUAACUUUGGUUCAGAUUUUACGUACCCUGGUAACCUGCCCUCAUAUGUUGAGGAUUAUUUUGAUGAGCAGAACAGCCGAGCUACGCUGCCAGCUCAGACACUGCCUUCUCACGUACAGUGUCUACCCCAACCUGGUCCUUUUCUGCCAUGCCAAGAUCUCUUUGACUGGUGGACUCUUCGUUGCGGUGUGUGGGUAGUAUUUCUGCUCGCUAUGCUUGGAAAUGGAACCGUAGUAUUUGUGUUAAUAUUCUCCAGAAGCAAGAUGGAUGUUCCUCGAUUUCUAGUUUGCAAUCUUGCGGCAGCAGACUUUUUCAUGGGCAUUUAUCUAGGUCUACUAGCGGUGGUGGACGCUUCGACGUUAGGAGAAUUCCGGAUGUAUGCCAUACCGUGGCAAACUUCCGCUGGAUGUCAGCUAGCCGGCUUCCUAGGCGUUCUUAGUUCCGAAUUAAGCGUAUAUACGUUAGCAGUGAUUACUCUAGAAAGGAACUAUGCCAUAACGCAUGCUAUGCACCUAAACAAGAGACUUUCCCUCAAACAUGCAAGUUAUAUAAUGACUGUAGGAUGGUGUUUCGCUCUAUCAAUGGCAAGCUUGCCCCUAGUAGGCGUAUCGGAUUACAGAAAGUUUGCUAUAUGUUUGCCAUUUGAGACUAAUGGAAAUGCAGCGUUGGCAUACGUAAUCUUUCUAAUGUUGAUCAACGGAGUCGCAUUUCUCAUACUAAUGGGAUGCUAUCUGAAGAUGUACUGUGCGAUCAGGGGCUCUCAAGCAUGGAACUCGAAUGAUUCUCGAAUUGCCAAGAGGAUGGCUCUGCUGGUAUUCACCGACUUCCUCUGCUGGUCCCCCAUAGCGUUCUUCUCGUUGACUGCCACGUUUGGGUUGCAGCUGGUGUCACUCGAACAGGCGAAAGUGUUCGCUGUAUUCGUGCUACCAUUGAACUCCUGUUGUAACCCAUUUCUGUACGCCAUCUUGACCAAACAGUUCAAGAAAGAUUGUGUACUUAUUUGCAAAGCGAUCGAGGAGUCCAGGGUGACCAGGGGGAUCGGCAGAUGCCGGCAUAGCUCUAACUUCAGCAACAGACAGACUCCCGUAAACACGAACAGUCUGGUGGACAGGUCAUCGCGAGAGAAUCAAACACCCUGUGCGUGUAACUCGAGAUUACUUGAAACUAGCCAAUAUUCUGGCUACCGUCGAUGGGGUACCAGGAUACUAUGGCCCUGCGCCAGGGAUACGAGACCCAGACACGCACGUAACGACCAGUACGCUUAUCAGAUUGCAGAAAUCCAACAAAAACAACAUAAACGAGCCUCAUCUGUAUCAUCCAGUGAAAACUUCUCCUCAUCUAGAUCGGAUUCUUGGAGACAAACGCAUCAUUGUGGUAUUCCAUUGAGAUUACUGGAUCCUAAACGGAGAGCUUCUUCGUGGUUGAUUACCAGAAAACCAUCACAAGACUCGAACCUCAGUUCCUCCAGAAAUGAUUCCUCCGGUUCUGCUACCACUGCCAGCACCAGUACCUGGAGAAUUUCGAGAUCUAGUGCAUCUCUAGAGGUAACUGCAAGAAACACUCCUAGACCAGCUAGGUCGAAGCCAAGACUGACUCGUCAGCUGGCCAUUCAGGAGCCAGAACCACCUGGAUCACCAAGUAGGUUAGCUGUCAGACUCCUAGCAACUAUACCCUCUGCCGCAGAGACCAGUGACCAGCAAGAAGACGAUAAUACACCACAGAAUUGAAUAAUUUUGCGCGUACCUCGGUUUAUUAGAAAUUAGAGUCGAUUAUAAUAGACUAAAAGUAUGGGUCUUGUUGCUCCCGAACAUUUUCAGUAUUAAGUAUCCUCUAAGAGAGGUGUGAGAAGGGGAAGGAUCACCCAGUACAUUGAUGAUUCUCAUUGUCGUAUGUUUGAGAUUAUAUGA
Messenger RNA from Eufriesea mexicana, 3416 nucleotides. It is a transcript of the gene rk, whose product is annotated as G-protein coupled receptor rickets. Gene Ontology annotation, biological process: hormone-mediated signaling pathway; adenylate cyclase-activating G protein-coupled receptor signaling pathway; activation of adenylate cyclase activity. The coding region runs from base 159 to 3236 and encodes 1025 amino acids. Gene Ontology annotation, molecular function: protein binding; protein-hormone receptor activity; G protein-coupled peptide receptor activity. The transcript is spliced from 13 exons. The record is from RefSeq and is a predicted model, not a curated record. Gene Ontology annotation, cellular component: plasma membrane. NCBI's taxonomy places the organism in Eukaryota, Metazoa, Arthropoda, Insecta, Hymenoptera, Apidae.